AUGGCUGAAAACGUUGCUAAGAAGCUGAAGACCUCGUCCCCCUUGAUCGGGACACACAGCGGCCACUUCCACGCCGACGAGGCCCUGGCCGUUUAUCUCCUCCGUUUGCUCCCCACUUACGCCUCUUCCCCCCUCAUCCGCACACGCGAUCCCGCUGAAUUGGAGAAAUGCCACACCGUCGUCGACGUGGGUGGCGUGUAUGACCCCGCCAUCCACCGAUAUGAUCACCACCAGCGGACGUUCUCAACCACCUUCCCUCAGCACGCCACCAAGCUCUCCUCCGCCGGUCUAGUUUACAUGCACUUCGGUAAGGCAAUCAUCGCUCAGAAGCUCUCUUUGCCCGUGGACCACGCCGAUGUGGACCUGUUGUACGAGAAGCUGUACACCGAUUUCAUCGAGGCGAUUGAUGCCAAUGAUAACGGCAUUUCUGCCUACGACCAGGCCGCUCUUGCUGCUGCCGGAGUCGAGAAGCGCUUCAAGAAUGGCGGCAUCACCCUCGCCUCGAUGGUUGGCGACAUGAACAACCCAGACCCCACCAGCCCACCGGGCGAGCCCCAGGACGAGGACAGCCUCUUCGGACGCGCCAGCACUCUCAUCGGCAACGCGUUUGCGCGCAAGAUGCACCACGCCAGCACAUCAUGGAUGCCGGCCCGCACAACUGUUAGCUCCGCUUACGCCUCUCGCAAGGAUGCCCACCCCUCCGGCCGCAUUAUCGUCCUCCCACAGGGCGGCGUGCCCUGGAAGGAACAUCUGUACAAUUUCGAGGCCGAAGCUUCUGGAACCAAGGAUAUUGACCCCGCUGCCCAGGUGUACUAUGUUCUGUACCCCGAGAGCGCCAGCGAGGGAGCCAAGUGGCGCGUGCAGUGCGUUUCCGUGUCUGAGAGCAGCUUCGAAUCUCGCAAGCCUCUGCCGGAGGCGUGGCGUGGUGUCCGCGACCAGGACCUCGACGGUGUUAUGGCAGCGGAGGCUGAGAAGAAUGGCCAGAGCAAGAUCCCUGAGGGUGCCGUCUUUGUUCACGCCAGUGGGUUCAUUGGAGGCCACAAGACAAAAGAAGGUGCUAUGGCCAUGGCUGAGCGCAGCCUUGAGCUGUAG
Messenger RNA from Penicillium paradoxum, 1092 nucleotides. Its product is annotated as MYG1 family protein. Gene Ontology annotation, cellular component: cytoplasm; nucleus. The transcript has 2 exons. The coding region runs from base 1 to 1092 and encodes 363 amino acids. NCBI's taxonomy places the organism in Eukaryota, Fungi, Ascomycota, Eurotiomycetes, Eurotiales, Aspergillaceae. The record is from RefSeq and is a predicted model, not a curated record.